Penicillium daleae is the source of this 693-nucleotide messenger RNA. Its product is annotated as class I glutamine amidotransferase-like protein. NCBI's taxonomy places the organism in Eukaryota, Fungi, Ascomycota, Eurotiomycetes, Eurotiales, Aspergillaceae. Bases 1 to 693 code for a protein of 230 amino acids. Gene Ontology annotation, cellular component: nucleus; cytosol. The record is from RefSeq and is a predicted model, not a curated record. The transcript is spliced from 4 exons.
AUGGUCCGCAGAUUUCAUAGACUGCGCAUCGUUGUGCUAAAAUGCUACACCCCCAGUGCAAAACUGGUGGUGUCACACGGUGACCUAGAUGAUUGGUUCCGCGUCCUUUUAUCUGGAGCAGCUGAACGAUAUGCUACGAAUAAUUUGCAUCGGGUUUCCCUCGAAAUCACUGGUUAUGACGCUGUGUCCGGGCAAUAUCCAGGCACCGUAGAUGGUGUCGAUGCGAUCGUGGUCACUGGAUCAGGCAACGGGGCAUACGAACCGAUUAAAUGGAUUCAAACGCUGGAAAAGUACAUUCAAGAUAUCUAUUCACAGUAUCCAUCGGUCAAGUUCUUUGGCGCCUGCUUCGGUCAUCAAAUCAUAAGUAAGGCGCUUCUUGCGGAUCAGGGGGUCGAGUUCACCAAUCUCUUACCCGAAGAGUUGCCCUUGGCUCUGGGCCAGCCUUGUCGUCUCUCUAUGCAAUUUGUUCAUGGCGACCAUGUCGUAAUUCCCGAAAAGGCGGACCUAUCUGGUUGGGUUCGACUUGGGGGUCAUUCUGAAUAUGACAUUGAGAUCAAUACGGCAAACAUGGAGUCCCUGGCAGAGAAGUUGGCGUGGGACGAAGAAUAUAUGGCUGAGACAAUGUCACUUGUUCAUCAUGAUGACGACUCGGCUAUAUUUGCGGAUGUGGUACUAGCAUUCUUCUUGAAAUAG